UUUCGGGCGUAGUUUAUUUGUGUAUCUUAUCGGACGUGAAUUGCAACUAGAUGCACUGUCAGGAGAACCCAUCAUCAGCCGAACUGACACUGCAGGAUCAGGCGUUUUUACGAUAAACUGUAUUAUUUUUACACUCACUGAAAGCGGACACGAAAUCGGCUGCGAACGGAUUUGAUUUGUUCCCUUUUUUCGUACGGUGACGUUGUUUUUGUGCUUGGUCAUUCACACUCAGCCACCAAUGCACAACCAUGAACCGAGACAAAGACUUCAGUAAGAACAAGAGCCCAAAUCCUGUCCAGAAUGCGUCCUUCAUCUCGCGACGGACUUUCUGGUGGUUGAAGGAUGUCUUCCUCGCGGGUUAUCGGGGACAGAUCAGUGAGGAUCUACUGUAUGCUACCCUUCCAGAGCACAAAAGCCAAACGCUAUCCGAUAAGUUCGAGCGAUUAUGGGCCGACGAGCUGCAGAGACCACAGCCCAGCUUGAUGCGAACUUUCUAUCGUGCCUAUGGGAAUGUCACUCUGUUUUGGGGGCUAUUGUUUUCGUUCGUGGAGACAGCGAAUCGAGUGGCGCAACCCCUGUUUCUGGGGGCGCUAGUGUCCUACUUCUCGCCCGGUCAAACAGAGAUCAGUGAGCGGGAAGCUUACCUCUACGCGGCGGGAGUUAUCGUCUGUUCGAUGAUCCCGGUUAUCACAUUCCAUCCGUUUAUUCUUUUCAUCUUCGAGAUCGGCAUGAAGCUUCGUGUUGGUAGCUCUUGUUUGAUUUACAACAAGUCGCUUAAACUAACAAAGUCAACGACCACAUCCGAUGGGCUCAGUGGGAAAAUUUUGAAUCUGCUGUCUAACGACGUCGGCAGAUUCGAUAUAGCACUCGCGUUCGUCCAUGAUCUAUGGAAAGGUCCCCUGGAAGCCCUCCUGUUGGGAUACUUUAUCUAUAUCGAGAUUGGUUAUUCCGGUUUGCUGGGAAUGGGAUUCCUGCUGAGUUUCAUCCCACUUCAAGCUUGGAUCGGUAAGAAGACCGCCACCUAUCGGAUGAAAGCGGCCAAAAGGACCGAUCUGCGGGUACGUUUCAUGAACGAAAUCAUCCAGGGCAUUCAGGUGAUCAAGAUGUACACCUGGGAGCAUUCCUUUGCCAAGAUGGUGAAAAAUGUGCGGCGGAAGGAAAUCAACGCGAUCCGAGGGGGUGCCUACGUGCGAGCCACCCUAAUAUCGUUCUUUGUGGUUUCACGGGUAUCGAUCUUCCUCAGCCUGCUGUCGUAUACGUAUACUGGCAAUCUCAUCACUGCCCGCAAGGUGUUCAUCGUGACUAGCUUUUUCAGCAUUCUGAACGAGUCGAUGGUGCAUUUCUGGCCAAUGGCGAUCACUUUUUGCGCCGAGGGAUACAUUUCGGUGAAGAGAACGCAGGAGUAUCUGCUGAUUGGGGAGCGAAAGCCCUACUUGGUCAGUGCUCCCGAGAAAACAAUCAAACGUAGCGCGUUGAUUGAGCAUGGGGAGAAGAAAAAUUCAAUAAGUGGAAAGGUGCCGAAUGGUGCUAAGAUUGAAGAGGAAGUGGAACAUUUAUUGGCGGUGAAGCGGGUAGUGAAUAUGAAUAGUGACAUAAAGAGCAUAGUGAUGGAGGACGUUACGGCACGAUGGGUCGUAAGUGACGAAGAAUCGAAUGUAGGAGUGACAGCUGUGAGUACUACUGUCGAGAAAGGUCGCCUGUGUGUGGUUAUUGGACCAGUGGGGUGCGGGAAAACGACACUAUUGCAAGUGAUUUUGGGUGAGCUUGAAGUAGAUGAAGGCAUCGUGCAGAUAAACGGGUCGAUGAGCUAUGCAGCUCAAGAACCUUGGCUGUUUGAGGGCAGCGUUAGAAACAAUAUUCUGUUUAUGGAAGAGUAUGACGAGCAACGUUAUUUGGAUGUGGUGAGAGUGUGUGCCUUGGAGCGAGAUUUUCAACUGUUUCCACACGGAGAUCAAACCAUAGUCGGGGAGCGAGGUAUUAGCUUGAGUGGUGGUCAGAAAGCUAGGGUCAACUUGGCGCGGGCUAUCUACCGGAAAAGUGAUAUCUAUCUGCUUGAUGAUCCACUUUCGGCGGUUGAUUCUCACGUGGGUAAGCACAUCUACGAGUUGUGCAUCCGCGAAUUUUUAGCAGACAAGGUGUGCGUUUUAGUGACGCAUCAGUUGCAGUACUUGAAGAAUGUGCAGCAUAUAAUAUUGAUGAGCGGUGGAGCGGUAGAUGCACAAGGAUCUUACCGGGAGAUUAAGACGACUAAACUUGAUUCCAUACUGGCUUUAACCCCCGAGGAGUCACCUACCGAGGAUAAGUUUGACAAAGACUUCCAGAAACUGACUGCCCAUAGCGAGAAAGUGAAUUUGAACGAAGAAAAACAAGAGGAAGAGAAAGAAUCUCAGGGUGAGGGACAAGUAAGCAAGGCUGUGUACAAAUCAUACAUCGCGGCGACCGAUAGCUGCGUGUGGAUAUUCUUCAUAUCGGUCUUAGUGGUACUGGCGCAAGUUGCUGUAAGUGGGGUAGACUAUUUCGUAGCCGAGUGGGUGAAUUGGGAAGAAUCGCUUGGACCGAAAAGCUUCCCAUCGAAAGAGAAUCAAACCAUCGAGGACCUGUCAGAUCACAACGUGCUGCCGGUGGCAAAAGCGGAAGCAAGUCACGAAGACGAACGACAGCGAUACAUUUUAAUCUAUACCAUCCUUAUAGGGUUCUUUGUAUACCUUAUCCUGCAGCGUACGUUUUCCUUUUUUUAUGUCUGCUUGAGAAUCUCCAUGAAUCUCCACGAUCGAAUGUUCCGUGGCCUAACUCGCGCAACGAUGGAGUUCUUCACCAAUAAUCCUUCCGGGCGGAUACUUAAUCGAUUUUCCAAGGAUAUUGGCGUAGUGGAUUCAACUCUUCCUAUGGCAUUGAUUGACUGCCUUGUGUUCUUUCUGGAGAUGAUCGCCGUGGUGGCACUGGUUUCGAUCGUCAACUACUGGUUCCUGUUGCCGACGAUCAUAAUCGCUUUUCUCAUGUACUUCAUACGUAAGAUCUAUUUGAACACCUCGCGGGUGGUGAAACGAAUUGAAUCCGUGAACCGAUCACCCAUCUUCUCCCAAACGAACGCAACCCUGCAGGGUUUGACCACAAUUCGUGCCUUCCAAGCGCAGAGAGUGCUGAGCAAAGAGUUCAACGAGUGCAUGGAUGUAAACACAUCAGCGUGGUAUGUAUUUAUAACCACCACGAGAGCAUUCGCGCUGUGGUUGGAUGUUGUGUGUGUGAUCUAUAUAGCGGUGGUUACGAUGAGCUUUCUGCUGAUGGGACAGAACGCACUCGGCGGAAGCGUGGGGCUGGCAAUCACGCAAACGAUCAGCUUAAUCGGGAUGUGCCAAUGGGGAAUGAGGCAGUCGGCGGAGCUCGAGAACCAAAUGGUAUCCGUGGAGCGAAUCAAUGAGUAUUCGAGAUUGAAACCGGAACCGCCGCUGGAGACCGCUCCUAAAUACCGACCCCAGAGAUGCUGGCCAGAGAAUGGCGUAAUAAAAUUUACCAACGUGGAUUUGCGAUACUCUGAUGGGGGCGAAAAUGUGCUGAAGGAUUUGAACUUCACGAUCAGACCUGGUGAAAAAAUUGGAAUCGUUGGAAGGACCGGUGCUGGUAAGUCCUCUCUGAUACAGGCGUUAUUCCGGCUGGCACCGUACGAAGGCACAAUCGAGAUAGAUGGUAUCGAUACGAAAACACUGGGAUUGAAGGAUUUAAGGAGCAAAAUAUCGAUCAUUCCCCAAGACCCGAUAUUGUUUUCUGGAACGCUGCGGAGCAAUUUGGAUCCGUUCGAGGAGAAAAACGACGAGGAAUUGUGGAGUGCAAUCGACCAGGUGGAGCUGAAAGAGGCCGUAUCCUCGUUGGUCGGAGGGUUGGAGUGCCGGAUGUCGGACGGAGGGAGCAAUUUUAGCAUGGGUCAGCGACAGCUAGUUUGUCUCGCUAGGGCGAUUCUUAGAAACAAUAGAAUUCUAGUGUUAGAUGAGGCCACUGCCAAUGUCGAUCCAGAGACCGACAAGCUUAUCCAAACCACGAUACGCACUAACUUUUCCGAGUGCACAGUAUUAACGAUCGCCCACCGGCUGCACACGGUCAUGGACAGCGAUCGGGUGCUAGUGAUGGAUGCUGGGCGGGUAGUCGAGUUCGGACAUGCCCACGAGCUGAUACACGGUCCGACAAGCAAUCUGAGGCGGUUGGUAGAACAAACAGGAGUGGCCACAGCGGCCAUGCUGAUGCGAAUAGCUGACGAAAAUCACAGGAAGCUUGCCGAGAGCAAGUAGUAGAAAUUAUUACAGGAAUUGUUUUAGCUAGCAACUAGCAACACUGCUUAGGGAAUAAAGUGCUUACAACGGUUUUAUGUUCACAUUUUUACCUCGACUAGGCUUCACGCAAAAGCGACACAAUUUUGUACUUAACAACAAAGAAAAUUAAUACAAGGAAGAUUAUCACAAAAUUUAA
Toxorhynchites rutilus septentrionalis is the source of this 4458-nucleotide messenger RNA. It is a transcript of the gene rdog, whose product is annotated as probable multidrug resistance-associated protein lethal(2)03659. Gene Ontology annotation, cellular component: membrane. Gene Ontology annotation, biological process: transmembrane transport. The record is from RefSeq and is a predicted model, not a curated record. The transcript is spliced from 6 exons. Gene Ontology annotation, molecular function: ABC-type transporter activity; ATP hydrolysis activity; ATP binding. Lineage: Eukaryota; Metazoa; Arthropoda; Insecta; Diptera; Culicidae. Bases 249 to 4280 code for a protein of 1343 amino acids.